AUGCAGACGCUGUUCAGUGUCGCUCUACUACUGCUCAGUGCGGCGGUCGCCACGGCCACCAACACGUACCCGGUGGUGCUGGUGCACGGCUUUGCCGGUUGGGGCCGUGACGAGCUGCUCGGCUUCAAGUACUGGGGAGGCAUCCAGGGCGACCUGCAGGCGGAGCUCGAGGCUCAGGGCUACACCGUCUACACGGCGUCCAUCGGCCCGUUCUCCAGCAACUGGGACCGCGCCUGCGAGCUCUACGCGCAGAUCAAAGGCGGGGUCACGGACUACGGCGCGGCCCACUCGGCCAACCACGACCACUCUCGCUACGGCAAGAACUACACGGGACUCUACCCGGAGUGGGGCGAGGAGAACGCCGAUGGGUCCAUCAAGAAGAUCCACCUCGUGGGCCACAGUAUGGGCGGCCAGACCAUCCGCAUGAUGGCUCAGAUGCUCGAGAAGGGCACGACGGGGCCCCCGGUAGGCACGAGUGGAUCCACCAUCUCGACCCCCAACCAGGGCACGACGCUGGCCGACGGAUUCUCGGAGAUUGGUGACACGAUCAAGGACCUGUUAGUGUCGGUGAUCAACGUGGUCGGGAUCUUCGGCGACUCGGUCGACUUGAUCUACGACGCGCAGCUGGACCAGUGGGGCAUCACGGCCAAGCAGGACGACGAGACUCUGCAGGAAUACCUCGACCGGGUCUUCUCCAGUAGCAUCUUCGACUCCGGGUUCAAAGAUGUAUCCAUCUGGAGUCUAUCCGUGGCCGGUGCCAAGGAGGAGAGCACAUGGGUCGAGACGCUGAGCGACAUCUACUACUACAGCUACCAAGGACACCUGCAGAAGAUCUCGUACCCCAACAUCCUCACGAUGCUGCUGCCGCUCGACGUGCUGUCGAUCUUCCUUGGCAGCCGCUACGCCCCGGACACGAUGGGGCUGUCCACGGACUGGCAGCCCAACGACGGCGCGGUCAACACCAUCUCCAUGAGCCAGGACUACGUCGGCGACCUCGUCGAGUUCGACGGCUCGUCCGAGAUCGGCAAGUGGAACGAGAUGACGCAGCUCACGGGAUUGGACCACGGGCGUCACGCUGCUCUACCAGGUCCUCGUCAUCUACGAGGCCCACAUGGAGCUGCUCUACAGUCUGCCGGUGGGCUCGGGCUCCUCUCGCCGCCUCGUAACGGGCAACUCGACGGUCACCGCCAAGCUGAACAGCGCCAUCUCGACACUGAACACUGCGACGGCCAACAUCCAGACCCAGGAGACCUCGAGGCGUUGUGCGAGAGCCCCAUCAACACCUACGCCGAGAACUACUGCGCCACCAUGCUCAACUCCACGCUGGUGAACGACACCAUCGCCACUGCCAACGCCACCGUGGAGGCAGCCACAAACACAUCGAUCAACACGGAUGUGAGCUCGACGCGUAGGCUGCGAGGGUAA
Molecule: messenger RNA, 1425 nt
Organism: Phytophthora sojae
Lineage: Eukaryota; Oomycota; Peronosporomycetes; Peronosporales; Peronosporaceae
Exons: 3
Coding region: 1-1425 (474 amino acids)
Source: RefSeq, a predicted model, not a curated record